AAACCGCAAGAGCCAGACGUUUUAAGGCAUUUGGAGCACUCUUUGAAAACUGUUCUCUCGUAAAAGAAGAAUUUGGAAGUCGACCAGGGAAGGCUUUGUAUAACAGUGCCAAGCAAAAUUUCUCAGCGACAUCUCCGCAAAUUAACGCUAUAGCAGUUGGCAGGCUACAAAAAAACACAGCAGGGAUCAGCAAGAAUUUUUGCCGUAUGUAUGGAAAUGAACGAUUGCUAGUUGUCUGGGGGUGAUUUUUGCCUCUGCUAAAGCCAAACGGGUAACUGCAACACAGGAAAUUUCACAGAUAUGCCGGGAUACGAGGUGAAGUUUACAUCGCCUUUGGACAAGGCGUUCGAGUGCCCGAUUUGCCUGAUAGCUCUUCGAGAACCGGUACAAAUAACUCCUUGUGGACAUAGAAUGUGUAGUACCUGCCUACAACCAAUUUUAAAGUAAGUACAGAGACAGGAUUUUUCUUAUUAGUUGUGCAUGAACCUUCUAAUUCUGGUAUAUUCUGAGUGGAAGUCAAUAAGUUGCAUGAUUCCAUGACGAGAGCGGUAAGUUACGACUUCAUGCCAUUGAAAAUUCAGUCUCUGAAGCUCGAUGAAUGUCUUAUACCUACUUUGCCACGAAAACCGGACACCUGACGCACACAGACAAUUUCCAGGAAGAUUUUCAUACGCGGAAAAAAUAGGAAUGUCCUACGAGCUGGUUAAACUGUCUUUGCCUUGCGCUGCUCUCUCUCGCCCCGCGUUCGCAAGCUUAUUUUCACCGUUCCUAAGGUUUCUGAUAGAGAAAACCCUCCAAUGUAUCCUAUGUUCUAUAUUUUAUAUAUUUCAGUCAAGAAAACUAUUAUAAUUAUAAUUGCUAGUAGAAAUGCACACUCAGAGACUUUCGAACACUUAAUUCGAUCUUGAUCGAUCUUGAUUCUUCAAUCUUGUUCCGUAGCAGUCUUUACGGCCUGCCAAUGCUCAAUGUACGUUCAUUUUCCCACAGAAAUAAAAGGCCUCGCUGCCCACUCGACAAUCUGAACUUUGAUCCUGUGAAGGUAAGUCGCUAUAACCUCGCUUUUGUAAUUGUUCUGGAACGGUGCUCUGUAAUAAAACUGAAAGGAUUGUUUCGCUAACCUGCAUUGCAGGACUGAUCUUUUCAGGAAUAGGGCAUAUUCAGGGGCCUGGGUAGGAUCCUAAGUAGUGUGGUCCGUGAUAGGAUAUAGAAUCGAGAAAAAUUAAUCCGUGGUAUAAAAAGAUGUCUAAGUUUACUAUCAGUUUGGGAGAGGUCUAAGAUUUUUGGUGAUCCAUGGAAUCGAAUAGGAUUGCAAUGCAACUUACAGCUAAGAGUGGUAUAGGCUAAGGAAUCCAGGGUCCCAGGGGCACACCUCCCGCAACCAAUUCAAACAUUUACAGAGAAUUCCCUGGGCGCAGUUGGUCUUAGGGCUUAAGGUGGCUCCGUAAUUAAUACUAGAGCAUUUUACUGUGACAAAUUUUCCGUCAUAACUUUUUGGUUUUUAACGCGAUGGCUGCGAAACUUUGCAACGAACAACAGAUAUCAUUCGGCAAUAGUAAGAAAUAUUCCGAUUUCAUUGAUGGUAAAUAUUUCUUGAGAAAUUAGCGCUUAAAAGGACCCUACUGUUCAAUGAAAAUCGCGUCUAGUAAAAAAUUUUGCUGAUAUUUUUUACUGAAAUUUCUGGUAUCGGCUUUAAUUGAUAUAAUAAAUAUGCCAGAGGAAUUUCAGAAAAAUCGUUGGAGCAGAAGUCCGUAACUAAAACUCGCUCAAAAUUCAGCUGUGAAAUUGUUCAGGAAUUUGAAAACUAAAUUACUAUCAGGAAGAAGGAGCCACCAGUUUCAAUUUUCGGGAAAGUAAAUUCAACGUUUGCUAAUUCUUAAAACAAAAGCCGAUUGCCUAUCGCGCUAUUCUUUAAAAGGUACUUUUUAGUUUUAGAAGCACUAUAAAUUGCUCCAAACCUUGCUCUGAAGUAGAAUGACUUGUUCUUCGACAGUUUUAAAAUAUCCCCUUGCAGUUUUGGCUCAAACUCCUGCUGCAUACAUUUUGAUGCAUUGCAAUGCAUUUUCAACGACUUUUACUGCUGUUCGUUGCUUCCAACUCAGGAAAAAAGUAUUGAGAUUGGACGCUACCUCGUAUCAAAGCUCAGAUAGAACUGUCCAGCACCUUUGUUUAUGACUACAAAAUGAGCACGAGCGGCAGUUCGGCGAGGAAUUCGCACCUCACCCAGGGGGGACGAACGACAAUGAUGACCAUGCCUGUGAAGCGAAUAACAUCACAGUGCAAAAUAAAAUUAUCGCAAAAAUACUGCCCGUGAAUAAAUUUAUAACUCUGAAAUUUUUGUCACUCCUUCCUUCAAUGAAUGGGUAUUUUUUUCUUCAUUAUUAUGUUUUGCUCUGCAAUACAUGUUUAUACAGAUCGGUUCACAGACAUGGGCAUCAUUGUCAUUCGUCCCCCCUGGCUGAGGUGCGAAUUCCUCGCAGAGCUGCCGCUCGUGCUCAUUUUCUGGUCAUAAACAAAGGUGCUGGACAGUUCUAUCUGAGCUUCGAUACAAGGUAGCAUACAAUCCCAAUACCUUUUUCCUGAAUUGGAAACAACGUAAAGCAGGAAAAGCCGUUGAGGAUGCAUUGCAAUACAUCAAAAUGUAUGUAGCAAGAGUUUGAACCAAAACUGCCAAGGGAUAUUUUAAAAAUGUCGAGGAACAAGUCAUUCGACGUCAGAGCAAAGUUUGGAGCAAUUUAUAGUGCUUUUAAAACUGAAAAGUACCUUUUAAAGAAUAGCACGAUAGGCAAUCGGCUUCUGUUUUCAGAAUUAGCAAACGUUGAAUUUACUUGUCCCGAAAAUUGAAACUGGUGUCUCCUUCUUCCUGAUAGUAAUUUAUUUUUGAAAUUCCAAAACAAUUUCACAGCUGAAUUUUGAGCGAGUUUCAGUUACGGACUUCUGCUCCAACGAUUUUUCUGAAAUUCCUCUGGCAUAUUUAUUAUAUCAAUUAAAGCCGAUACCAGAAAUUUCAGUAAAAAAUAUCAGGAAAUUUUUUUACUAGACGCGAUUUUCUUUGAACAGUAGGGUCCUUUUAAGCGCUAAUUUCUCAAGAAAUAUUUACCAUCAAUGAAAUCGGAAUAUUUCGUAUUAUUGCCGAAUGAUAUCUGUUGUUUUUUGUAAAGUUUCGCAGCCAUCGCGUUAAAAUCGAAAAAGUUACGACGAAAAAUUUGUCACAGCUAAAUGCUCUUGUAUUAAUUACGGAGCCACCUUAACGACGCCUACUUCCACUGUCUUCUUGGAGGAGCAAAGCAUGACGAAGCCCUAAGAACGUCUAGGUUAAGAAGGCUAGGCGCUAAGCGCCAGCAUGAAGUGCGUUUUGAAACCCGCUACAGACCUUUUCCGUGAUGAAUGUAACAGCUAGAAUGACAAGCGCAAACUUCAGGCAGUUCUGGAACUAUUUUAAUUUAAUCAUACACCUCUUCCUAGGUUUUCGAAGAUAAUGGCUGUCAUCGACAGAUUCUCAACUUACAAGUUCUUUGCUCAAACCUUGAAAAAGGAUGCGAAUGGACUGGGCCGCUUAGUGAUGUAGAGGUAAACCGUAUUCACCCCCUUAAACAUAUAUACUAUAGGCAAUUAGAAGAACAAUGCGACACUGCAGACCUUUUCCACACUAUUCCGACAGAAUAAAUUUGAAAACUUAACUCAGACCUCAAUUCCGUCCAUACUGAUAGGCCAAAGGCGUGUGGGCCACUGCAAGGGGAGGGGAGGAGGCAUUCAUAAAAGCAGUUUUGCACUAACCAUUUCUCCAAACCCUGUCGCUGAUAGUAACAUUUUUAAUCCCUUCUCUUCUCAAUUAAUCAGUCUCCUGAGCAGCCAGCAAGGUCUCUUAGCAAUAGAAUAAUGGUAGCCUGUUUAGCAGGCACCGGUUUUUUAACGGCGUAGAGAGAAGUUUCGAGGACGCCCGCGCACACGAGGCCUGUUCCCCUCGCGCGUUCUAUAAAAGCCGAAAAAGCCAACCGGCGCCGGCCACGCGGGCAAGAACAAUGAUGGCAAUAAUUACCUUUUUCUUUCUUGCUUAGAGUCACCAGGAAGUAUGCAGCUAUGUCAAGGUUGCCUGUCCAAAACACUGUGGAGCAUCUUUGGAACGUAGGAAUGUGCCAGAUCAUUCCCUCGAAUGUGCAAACAGAUUAACGAUUUGCACACACUGUGAUCAGCAAGUAGUCUUCAGUCACAUGAAUGUAAGUCCACUACUUUUUAACCAAAACAGCAAAGACAAAUACAAAUACUUGCGGUCGUAAAAAACACUGAGGUAGUCCACUGAUCCAGCCAGAAGUAGACUGAUACAUUAUAUUUUACUAAACCGAGUUCGACCGGUCCUUACUGUCAGCAAACGUAAUGAGAAAACGAAGUUAGUAAGAAGUUUGUUAAGUCUGUGUUUAAGUCGAGAUUGAAAGGGCAUCGAAGAUUUCAAUAUAAGUGGAACGAGCCGUGGUAUGAUCGACGCGCGUCAAAUGUCCUCAAAUCCUAAUCAACUGAGUGUACUGUAUAAAUCGUGACUGAGUAGUCAAAGACAUUCGUGUAACAGUGAACAUACCCAUAACCCAAGAUUACUUAAAACGAAAAAGUGUUUUUAAAAAGUGUCAUGAAUUGCAACCAAAACAAACUGAAUUUAGCGGUCCGUAGAAGCAUAGUAACUAUGGUGCAAGGAAAUGCGGCCCGCUAGAAUAACCAUGCUUGAAGCGCGGGAAAAAAUAUGCUUACUUUCUGCUACUUCUUUCCGAUUGGUUCAGAACUUGGCAGUUGUUUAAUCAAUCAUAAGGCAUUGAUUAAUUGGAAUUCCUGAUACUGUGUCUAAGUGCGGAAUAUAUUUCACACUUACGUGACUAUCUUCAACUCAAAUUUUGUCCUCCUGUAUUGUGUUGGGGGAGCUAAAACUGGAUUCCAGGCAUCGUCUUCUUCUAGCCUUACGGUUAAGCAAACGGGCAACAUUCAGUGCGUGCGUUCAACUUUUCGCGCAAAAUUAUUACAUUGCAAGUUGAAAAGCGUUGUUGCCGGUAUUACCACGUGGGCGCUCAGCAAAUUUCAUAGUUGCCCGUAUUAAUUGACCUUUAGUUCUAGAAACUUUGUAAUCUUUGUUUUUUGUUUUUGUAGUUGCACCUCCAAACUUGUGCCUCGUUCCCUGUGUCCUGUCCUGCUAACUGUGGCGAAAUAAACCUCACCAAGGAAAAGGUUUGUCCCACAUAAAUUCACUUAGAAAAAACGAUUGUUCUCAGUGCUAGAGUAUUUAAAUUAUUAAGUAACCAGAGAACAAAUGUACCGGCAGUGCAGCGUUGUGAUUCCUACUAGAAAUAAAAAAGUUUAAGUAAGGGUGAGCAAUUAAUAGACUUGCUACAAGUCGACCUCUUGGCGAGCGGAGCGAGCCUUUUUUGGCCGCGAAGCGGCCAAUUCGCCGUGAAGCGGCCGACCGCGAGCGACGAAGUCGCGAGAGGUCGACUUGUCUCGCUUGCAGGGUUUUCAUUUGCAUUUCGCGCCAAAAAUGGGGAGUGGCGUGACUCGCAUAUUUGGGGUCCCGCGCCAUAUGAAAUCCAACGAAGGACUUUUUUGAAAGUCUAGGUGAGCAAUUGUGAGAUUUCCGAUGAAACUGAUCGCAGUAUUAUCGAUUGGACUUUUACCUCUUGUGGGUGGUGUUUAAUGAUAGCAGUAAACAAGUAGACAUUUUUAACUAGAUUAUUAAAUACUAGUAAAUAAAUAAAUAAAUAUCUAUAUAAUCGAUACAGAUUGCAUUUAAUUUUUGUAUUGAAAGUUGUUUUGUUCGUUUGCUAUUUUUGUGUUGUGGCCCACUAGAUAGGUCUGACAUCUUUUAUCCUGACAGUUAUUAUCUUCGUCCAUUUUCUCAUAAAACCUUCCAUGAGACUCAAGAAGUCAGGUGAUGAGAAUGGAAAUGUUGAUCAGUCGUUUACCUUACGAAAAUUGCUGUUAGUUGAGAUGAACUCAUAGAGAAUGAUUCUCAAGCAGGGAAAAAUGAGAAUAUGGACCUCGGUAUAUCAAGAAGAAUUUCCUUAACUAUUGCUUGUCUCUCUGUCUUGUGUAUCUGUCUUAGUUGUUUUGUAGGUGGUGUGUAUCAGUCAAUGUUGUUUUGUUGUAAGCUGAUUCAGCAGACGUGUCGAUCAAGACAGUGACUGUCAGACAAACUCGACUCAGCAAGAACAGAGGACCUCACAGAACAUCAACUGACGACAGCCACUCCUAGGGUUUUUCUUAUUUAGCACAGUUUUAACAAAAAAGGGUUCCCGUCCCUUGACCAUGGCUAUGAUAUGGACGUCAGGGUUGGCCACUCUUAUUAUAGAAAGAGCGCUCUGCCUACAUGAUGUUAACCUGCGAUAGAGAUAAUAGGGAAAGGGCAUUAUUUCAGGCAAACCAGAUACUGGACAAAGAGUUCGUAAUGCACAAUUCUUGCAUAAAUGAGGCAAAAAUGAUGAUAAGGAGCGAGUUAAUAUUUCGUGACAUGUAUCCAAUCCCUUAAAGCGUUUGUGAUGUAAAAAGAAAAAAAAAUUGGAGAAGAUUGGAUACGAAAAUGAGUGAGGGAGACACGGCAAGGGACAGAAGAAAAUUAUUUGCAAAAACUCCCCGGGUUAAACGCGCAUUGCUGCAUUUAAAAAUCGCCCCAAAAUCUAAUAAAUAACAACUGCUUAUGAGACAGGUAUCAACAUCACUUUGAAGUCAGAUCAAGAAAAGCCUUUCGAGUCGCAUUGUUGUUUCUGAAUUGAUGACUUCUCACAGUGUCUACAUAUUUUCACCCUGUCGCCAAUUUUUGGGGCACACAAGAGUCAGCCUAAUAACGGUUGAAUGCAGUCGAAAUAAAAGAUUUACAAUGCAAUAACUUUUUUGGAUAUGUUACAUACAAGGCCCCUUAUAUGGAGAAUACCUGUUCCGGGCAGAAGGGUCCCCCUCCCAGCCUAGUCAACUUGAGCAAGCGUCUAUAUGAGAAAACAUUUGACCUCUUCAGUUGCCCAAGCCAAUCGCACCUGCCUUUACUGUGUAAAACAGCGCUUGCGCAUGCUCUAAUUUUCCGACCUUAACCAGGUUUAAUAUCCAGGUUAACCCGGCUGGGCGCAAUCUCGACCACAGAGCACUGGGGUCGAGAAUAGCCUCGGCAAGCCCAAGUGUUGAUACAGAGAAAAGAUGGCCCGGCUAGGAUAGUGGCCCUACCAUCACAAAAGAGAAAUCUGGCUAGACGGGUCCGCACCCUUCUCGCCAAACCAAUCUUUUUAUUUCUCUUGUAAACGGUUCGCCACCUUUUGUAAGGGAAUAUAGGAAAAGUUGGCUCGCCCAGGGUAACUCGAGUAAGCGGGUGACCCUUCAACUUUCCUCCAUAUAAAGGGAGCUUUAGUCUAGUCACUACCGUGGUUGAUUGAGAGUGCUUAGGGCAAAUCAAAUUUAGAACUCUUUUAGCUAGUUUGCAAGUAUUUGAUAUAGUCCUGAUUUGGAUGUGUUUCUUUUCUCUCUCCUUUUACAGCUCGCUAUCCACAUGAACUCCGAAUGUCCCUUGCUAGUGAUACAAUGCAAGUUCCAUGAAGCUGGAUGUGCCUUUAAGGUAUCAUAAGAAGACGAUCCUGUCACGCUUUAAGUCGUCCUCUUCUGAUCACUUGCUUUGACUUUUUAUCUUAUAUAGGAUAAUGCCUGAGCUCCGUCGGUGGCCUUCUUAAGAAUAAUGACCAAGCGAGGUUAUUAGAGAGAUUAAGAGUCACGUUUACGGCAAACGGCAGAUUCAAGCUGACAAUUUCUCAGAAUAGAAAAUAAGUACCCGCGAUAAAAACUGUCCAGAACAAUUCUUAUGUAUAAAACUGGCGUGAAACUACUUAUUUUCAUGUACAAGUAAUAAACAGUUAACGAAAACUAAGGGGAAAACUUGGUCACGUUGUGCAAAUUCACGUUUGCCGUUUGGAAAAAUCUCUCUAUUAUUUUUAAGAAGGCCGAACUGAGCAGGCCAUUAUUGUGGCUACUGAAGUGGAACGUGGGUUAUUAAUCGUCAUAAUGACCUCCUGUUCCACUUCAGUGACCUGCUCUUCCAUUUAUUGAAAAUAAUAACCUGUUUAAGACAAUGGAAAGGUGGAUUAAGUUCUUGGCAUACUGAUUGAGCGUAAUAGGUUACCGAUUGACUUACUAUAUUGGGGUCGAUUCAAACGUCGCAUUUCACUUUUGCCCAAUCUAUUGCAAAGUAGCGAGAACAAUAGAUUUGCUUCCUCGGCGUUUCAAUUCGGCGCAUGUGAAAUGCGAUGUUUGAACCCGGCUUAAGAUAAUCUUCUGAAAUAAUUAUAGUGAAUACCAAUAGAUAAGGACAUAAAAAAAGACAAUUUUUACUGUUUCGUCUUUUCGACAAGCGAUUAUUUUUAACAAGUCUUUUUUUACAGGCGGAACGAUUUAAGAUGAAGGAUCACUUAUCCAACAGCACUGAAGCCCAUCUGAACGCUCUGUGUGAUUUAGUGUACACCCAAAAGAAGCAGUUGGAAAACCAAAGGGAAAGAAUUCAGUUGCAAAAAGAGCACAUCCAACUCCAGAAGGAAACACUUCUUCUUCAAAAGCAGGAGAUCAUAGAUGUGAGAAGUCGCGCGGCAAAUGGAGAAUUUAUUUGGAGGAUUACGGACUUCACUCGAAAGCUAAUGGACGCCAAAUCAGGUCGCGCUCCUGAGCCGAUGAUCAGUGAGCCUUUCUACACCCACCCCCACGGGUAUAAAAUGUGCGCAGGUCUGUGGCUCAAUGGUGUUGGUACAGGAAGAGGAAGGUACAUAUCCGUGGGACUUCAGGUAAGUUAACCAAUAUAGUCCCGUUUUGAUGGUAAAAACUGAAAGCAUUUGAAGUAUUCCAUAAGAGGAUUCACUCACUAGGGUUUCAUUUCAACGUAAAACCUGAAGGUAUACCUUCCUGUUGCUCAUCGUAGUUAAGUUAAUCGUAACAUUCCUCAUUUACCCAAUCCCGCGGUUAAUUAUAUUCAUGUUACCGUCAUGGAAUCUCUGAGUUUAAGGGGGCAGUCUGGUUAACAGCAUUGUUUUUCGUUUAUUUCUGCCCUUUUUCUAAAAUAAGAUGGAGUCCUUGGUUCAAACAUUUUUUUGAGAAUUUUUGGGUGAUUUUUCGAAUGUUUUAAAUGUAAAAAAAAAUGAGGGGGAUGUUUAAAAUCUUAGAAAUCUGGAUUGUCUAUCUGUAGACAAAUACCAGAUAGUCAAUAGCGGACUAACUGGUUAUGUGUAUACCUUUUCUACCCCUAUAUAUUUCCUUCCCAAGUCAACAUUAUUAAGCCCAAAAAACAACGACUGCCCCCUUAACUCGCCCCCUUCUCGGAACUAGUCAUUAAGUGCAUGUCUAACUCUUUGAGACGACAUUUUUAAUGUUAUUUAUGGAUUUGUACAUUUGCGAUGGCCCAUCACAACAGUCAACGAACACCUAAUUGAACACAUGGUAUACCCUGUCAACUUUCCCUAUAGUCAACUGCGCGAUAUUUUUUUCCUGACGAUUAUUUUUCCCGAUAAUGUGUUUAUGACGGAAACAGCUAGUGAAAUCUUAGGGAAGACACGAGACAGUAGAAGGGGAAGAAAAGUACCGAGCAGUGAACCAGGAAAUUAAGAAGAGCAUAAAAAAGGCAAAAGAGUCUUGGAUCGACGUACAGUGUCAAGAUAUUGAAGAUACCGUCAAGAAGAACAAUAGCAAGAAAGCAUAUCAGCUAGUAAAAACUCUAACUAGCACAAAACAAGGACAAACCAACACCAUACAGGACAAAAACGGGAAUUGCCCAACCGAAACCUUAGACAUUCUAAAGAGGUGGACAGAAUACUGCGAAGAACUGUACAGACAUACAGUCGAAGGUGACUCAGAGGUGCUGAUUGUCCCACCAAUACGCAACACUGAUAACUACCCAAUCUUGCCGGAAGAGGUCGAAGCAGCUGUGAAAUCGCUUAAGAAGGGAAAAUCUCCAGGGAUAGACAAUAUCCCGGGGGAGCUUGUUCAGGCAGGAGGAGAUGCCGUGAUAAGCGCCUUGCAUAAAAUCUGCAGUAAGAUAUGGCAGACAAGAGAGUCGCCCAUACAAAGAAAGGUAACCUUCAACAGUGCAGGAACUACCGCACAAUUAGCGUAAUAUGCCACCCGAGUAAAGUCAUGCUGAAGAUGCUGUUAAACAGGAUGAAGCCUCAGGCAGAAUAAAUCAUUGCAGGAGAACAGGCAGGCUUCAGACCAGGACGCAGUACGACAGAACAGAUGUUCAAUCUUAGGAUACUGUGUGAUAGGUAUCUCCAACAUCAACAAGACCUUUAUCACGUCUUUAUUGAUUUUAAAAAGGCUUUUGACGGAGUAUGGCAUAAAGCUCUUUGGUCUACUAUCAGGCUUUAUAACAUUAACGCCAACCUGAUCCAAGUCAUUGAAAACCUCUGCAACAAGGCCAAUAGUGCAGUCUACCUUAAUGGCGGCAUAGGAGACUGGUUGAGAACCACUGUCGCAGUCAGGUAAGGGUGUCUACUCUCACCAACUCUUUUCAAUAUCUUUCUGGAGAGAAUUGUUACUGACGCACUAGAUUAUCGCCAAGGAACAGUCAGCAUCUGAGGCAGUACAAUUACCAACUUACGUUUUACCGAUGACAUCGAUGGCUUGGCAGGAAAAGAGGAGGAACUAGCCUCCCUGGUGGAUCGCCUGGAUAAGACCUCUGCGGCCUUUGGCACGAAAAGUAGUGCAGAGAAGACUAAACUGAUGACCAACAACACAAAUGGAAUCAGCAUUGACAUCAGAAUCAACAGUGAAAAGUUGAACAACGUUGACAGCUUGGAGUGAAAGGGUUGCCAGGUCCGUGGCGCCCUAACGGUCACCAUGACUACGGGAUAGGUGCAGGUUCAUCUUUAUGAACGAUAGUUCAUAAACUUAUUAACGGGAAGAAUAAUCGUUGUUUCGUUUCGUUGUUUUUCUGCUUAAAAACUUCAAUUUUCCAGGACAAUUUCUUACGCCAUAAUAAACGACGGAUCCUGUUUUAUGAGUCGGACGUGAGAAAUUGUCUUCUAUACCUGUGAUGAAUGUUUCUGAUUCCCUGGCGUGAAUCUCACGCAUCCGUUGAUUUUGCAAGUAUUCAUAGUUAAUACUGGAACACGCUAGAAGUUUUUAAAAAACACUUUUAAAAAUCCUCAAAAAGCGUUUGUAUUUUGUAUAUGUUAGGUGCAAGUUGGAGAAUACGACUCCAUUCAUAAGUGGCCAAUUUAUCCGCGAUAUACUUUCACGCUGCUUGAUCAACGAGGCGAGCACAAAGAAAGAAAAGAUAUCUCUGCCCACUUUGAGCCUCAGUGCAUUUCACGGCCUUCCGCCGACCGCCAGCUGGGAAAGGGCGCCCGAAGAUUUGUACUUCAAGAAGAUAUAUGUCAUGGCAGUUACUGCAAAGAUAACGUCGUUUAUCUCAAGUUCCAAGUCGCAUUAAAACAGCCUCCGUCUGGCUUUUUUAGAGUGUAA
This is a messenger RNA of Porites lobata, 11451 nucleotides long. The record is from the annotation of a GenBank genome assembly. NCBI's taxonomy places the organism in Eukaryota, Metazoa, Cnidaria, Anthozoa, Scleractinia, Poritidae.